AUGGCUGACCUCACAUGCACUGUCUCUGUCUGCAGGGUCACUGGAGGAGAGCUGUUCGAGGAUAUCGUUGCCAGGGAAUAUUACAGUGAAGCAGAUGCCAGUCACUGUAUUCAACAGAUCCUAGAGGCAGUACUCCAUUGUCACCAGAUGGGGGUGGUACACAGGGACCUGAAGCCAGAAAACCUGUUGUUGGCCUCGAAGCUAAAAGGCGCAGCUGUGAAAUUGGCAGAUUUUGGUUUGGCUAUCGAAGUGGAAGGCGAGCAACAGGCAUGGUUUGGAUUUGCUGGAACGCCGGGCUACCUCUCCCCAGAAGUGCUAAGGAAAGAUCCCUAUGGAAAGGCUGUUGAUUUAUGGGCCUGCGGAGUUAUUCUAUACAUCUUACUUGUUGGCUACCCACCUUUUUGGGAUGAAGAUCAGCACAGGCUGUAUCAGCAGAUCAAAGCAGGAGCUUACGAUUUUCCUUCCCCUGAGUGGGACACAGUAACUCCAGAAGCAAAGGACCUCAUUAACAAGAUGUUGACCAUAAACCCCUCAAAAAGAAUAACUGCUGCUGAAGCACUGAAACACCCAUGGAUUUCCCACCGUUCUACAGUGGCUUCCUGUAUGCACAGACAGGAGACAGUCGACUGCCUGAAGAAGUUCAAUGCCAGGAGGAAGCUGAAGGGUGCUAUCUUGACCACAAUGCUGGCAACCAGGAAUUUCUCUGGAGGCAAGAGUGGCAGCAACAAGAAGAAUGAUGGGGUUAAGGAAUCAUCAGAAAGUACAAAUACUACUAUUGAAGACGAAGAUACCAAAGUGAGGAAGCAGGAGAUUAUUAAAGUGACAGAGCAGCUGAUAGAGGCUAUUAGCAAUGGCGACUUUGAGUGUUACACUAAGAUGUGUGACCCUGGAAUGACAGCGUUUGAGCCUGAAGCACUGGGAAACUUGGUGGAAGGUCUAGACUUCCACCGCUUUUACUUUGAGAAUUUGUGGUCACGGAGCAAUAAACCUCUUCACACAACCAUCUUGAACCCUCAUAUUCACCUGAUGGGGGAUGAGUCCGCAUGCAUUGCUUAUAUCCGCAUAACCCAAUACCUGGAUGCCAGUGGUGUUCCCCGAACUGCCCAAUCAGAGGAGACAUGUAUUUGGCACCGUCGUGAUGGAAAAUGGCAAAAUGUUCACUUUCACCGAUCAGGAGCCCCUUCAGUCCUCCCACAGUAA
Messenger RNA from Staurois parvus, 1200 nucleotides. The record is from the annotation of a GenBank genome assembly. Lineage: Eukaryota; Metazoa; Chordata; Amphibia; Anura; Ranidae.